Cyprinodon tularosa is the source of this 1428-nucleotide messenger RNA. RefSeq names its product olfactory receptor 49-like. The record is from RefSeq and is a predicted model, not a curated record. Gene Ontology annotation, biological process: G protein-coupled receptor signaling pathway. Bases 167 to 1090 code for a protein of 307 amino acids. Gene Ontology annotation, molecular function: G protein-coupled receptor activity; olfactory receptor activity. The transcript has a single exon. Lineage: Eukaryota; Metazoa; Chordata; Actinopteri; Cyprinodontiformes; Cyprinodontidae. Gene Ontology annotation, cellular component: membrane.
UGCACGAUAUCAGCUGUGUUGUGUAACCAGGCAUUGAUUAGAAUCUAAAGGAUGUUACCUUCACUGGAAUACAAAUAGGUUUGAAAAUAGAUCUCUACAUUUACAACAUAGUUUGUUUUUAUGGUCUCUAAUAACCUUCUUAUAGAAUCUGAUUGUGCUACAAGGGAUGAAUUUUUCACAGUUUUCAUAUAUCACUCUAAGUGCUUACUUUGAUAUUGGACUGUUAAAGUAUAUAGUUUUCGUGAUUAUCAUGUGUGUUUUUAUCCUCAUCGUAUCUUCUAACAUCCUGCUGAUCGUGGUGAUCUGUGUGAACGGGAGCUUACAUGAACCUAUGUACAUGUUUCUGUGCAGCCUAUUUGUCAAUGAACUGUACGGCAGCUUAGCCUUCUUUCCUUUCCUGCUGGUUCAAAUCCUCUCUGAUCACCACACCAUUUCUGUUCCUCUCUGCUUCCUGCAGAUCUUCUUUCUCUAUAUGUACGGCAACGUGGAGUUUUAUAACUUAGCCAUGAUGUCUUACGACAGAUAUGUUGCCAUCUGUCACCCUCUACAGUAUAACGCAUGGAUGUCGAUGGACAUGGUUACCAGGCUGGUUGUCCUGACAUGGUUUUUCCCUCUGCUUAACGUAAUUGUUAUGAUAUCGCUGAACGCCUUCUCUGAGUUAUGUGGGAACAUCAUUGACAGAGUUUACUGUGCAAAUUAUUAUAUCACAAAGUUGGUGUGCAGAGGUGCAGUAGCCAGUAACAUCUAUGGACUGGUCUAUGUUUACACCGUGCUCCUAGGUCUGGCUGCGCUGAUCAUCUACACAUAUGCAAGGAUCUUGAAAGUAUGCUUUUCUGGCUCCAAACGGACCCGGCAGAAAGCCCUCAGCACCUGCACACCUCACCUGGCCUCUGUAAUCAAUUUCUCCUUUGGGUGCUUUUUUGAGAUCCUACAGAGUAGGUUUGACCUGAGCAGGGUUCCCAAUGUCUUACGUAUUAUUUUAUCUAUAUAUUUCCUCACCUGUCAGCCCCUUUUUAACCCAAUUACAUACGGAUUUACACUUAGUAAAAUACGCCUGACAUGUAAACCUCUCUUCUUUGGUAAAAAAUGACCUGUUUCAAGUCUUUAAAUGCUUUUUAAAGCCUGCUAUAUUUGUUAUACUCAUGUUAAAGCACACUUAUGCUUGCAUUGUAUGCAUCAUUGUAUAAAAGUCUUUAUAAAAUGCUGCAAUACACUUUGCUAAUGUAUACAUUUUGGGUUCAUAUUCUUGAAGAAUCCUCAGACUACAAGCAGCUUUCAGAGAAGUCAGUGAAGAAAAUCGUAAAAUUCAAAGAAUGCAAGUUUCCUUUAGUCAAAUAAAAGUUAAUCACAAAGCACCUCAGGCCUCAUGAGAACUCUUAAGGUGAAAGUUGUCAAUUGUGGUGAGGAGGAAUAAAUUUAAGCAUCAGA